Triticum aestivum (bread wheat) is the source of this 2144-nucleotide messenger RNA. RefSeq names its product zinc-finger homeodomain protein 4. The transcript is spliced from 3 exons. The record is from RefSeq and is a predicted model, not a curated record. The coding region runs from base 591 to 1697 and encodes 368 amino acids. Gene Ontology annotation, cellular component: nucleus. Gene Ontology annotation, molecular function: DNA-binding transcription factor activity; transcription cis-regulatory region binding. Lineage: Eukaryota; Viridiplantae; Streptophyta; Magnoliopsida; Poales; Poaceae. Gene Ontology annotation, biological process: regulation of developmental process; regulation of DNA-templated transcription.
UUCUUGCUUGCUCACCCUCCCCUCCCCUCCCCUCCCCCCUCUCUCUCCUCCUCCUCCACUGUUCAAGCAGUGCAGGACAAGAAGAGAAAAACUGUCCAUGAAGGAAGCUCCUCCACCUCCUCCCCCCAUGCUUAGCUAGCUCGUAGUCCUUGGUGGUGUGUGGGAGAGGAAGGGGGGAGAGAGGAGAGAGGUCAAAGGAAGGCUGGUCCAUACAUUAGUCCAUCCAUCCACGCAGAAAAAACCACUCCUAGCAGCUCGCUCGCUUGCUUCCUACUACUAGUACUAGUAGUAACUAGUAAAACUCGCAUCCACGGGAGGAGUGGAGUAACCCCUCACUCGCUCGCUCGCUCGCUUUGCUUGCCAAGAACAGCCCCACUGUUCAUCAUCCAUCCUACCAUCCUUCCUUCCUUCCUGCAUCUUGUUGCGGAGGAGGAGCCCAGCAAAGUAGAGGCUAAGCUAGGCAGGAGCAGGAUAUUGUUGCGGAGUAUUUUGCAUUUAUUUGUUUGUAUCUGCAGAGAAGGCGAACAGAAGCAUCAGCAGCAGCAGCGUCAGCGUCAGCGAGAGGCAUCCUUCCGGACAGGGAGGGGAGGAUGGAUCUUUCUGUGCCCCGAGGCGAGUUCCCGAUCCCAAUGCAUCAGCACGCCGCCGCCUCGCCCUACGGGGGCAUCGGCGGCGGGGGCGUCGCCGUCGCCGACCAUGCCAUGGAGCUGCACCACGACCACGCCAACCACAACGGACAGUCCCAGGCGCAGGACAUGCCGUCGCCGCCUGCUGCUGCGUCUGAGGACAGCUCCGGGAAGAAGCGCGCGGCGGCCAUUGCCGGCGGAGCGGGAGGGCCGCCGGUCAAGUACCGGGAGUGCCUCAAGAACCACGCGGCGGCCAUCGGCGGCAACGCCACCGACGGGUGCGGCGAGUUCAUGCCCAGCGGCGAGGAGGGCUCGCUGGAGGCGCUCAAGUGCUCCGCCUGCGGCUGCCACCGCAAUUUCCACCGCAAGGAGCUCGACGACUUCGACGGCGACAGCUGCGCCUCGCACGGCUACGGCUACGGCUACGGCCACCACGCCGUCCGCCGCCUGCUAGGCCCGGCCGUGCCGCACCACCACAAGAGCAGCGGGGGCCUCCUCGUCACCGCGGACCACUACGGCGCCUACGCUGCGGCACGCGCGCUCCCUCCGCCGCCGCCCCCGCCGCUGGGACACCACCACCAGAUCAUCAUGCCGCUCAACAUGAUCCAGACGUCCGAGUCGGACGAGAUGGACGGCAGCGGCGGCAUCAUGGGCGACGGCAGAGGCGGGCUAGCCUCGGGCGGCGGCGGCGGCGGCUCCUCCUCGUCCAAGAAGCGCUUCCGCACCAAGUUCACCGCCGAGCAGAAGGGGCGCAUGCUGGAGUUCGCGGAGAACGUGGGGUGGCGUCUCCAGAAGCUGGACGACGCCAUGGUGCAGCACUUCUGCCAGGAGAUCGGCGUCAAGCGCCGCGUCCUCAAGGUCUGGAUGCACAACAACAAGCACAACCUCGCCAGCAGGCCGCCCCCUACCUCGCCCACGCCGCCGCAGUCACAGUCAAUGCCGCUGGCGAUGUCAAUGCCGAUGCCGCUGGGCAUGUCAAUGCCGAUGCAAGUGCCGCCGUCGCAGCCCGGGCCUUCCGGCCACCGCGGCCCCAGCUCCCCGCGCGCGCAGGGGGAGCUCAAGCUCGACUGACGUCACAAAGAAGCCCUGGUGUCCGUCAACGGCGCCACGGUUGCUGAUUCUGCUAGCGUUAGUAAGCCGCAUUGCCAUUAAUUUCACUGUUCCAUCGGCGCGAUCGAUCGAAGCAGAGAGAAGAGAAGAGAAGAGAACCAAAAACAAACCCGAGUCUACCAUCAUCUCCAUUUUUUUUCCUUUCGCUGUUUAUCUUGUCAUAAGGUUGGGGAGCAAGCAUGAGAGGGGGGACAUAGGCGAACCGGACUGAGCUCCACUCAAUUUCAAUUUAUUUUUCCUGGACCUAGCUUUUUUUCUUCUUCUUCGUCUCCUUGGUUGGUGUCUCUGACUUGAAGUCUAGCAGUACCUGUUGAGCUGAGCAUUUGAGUUGCCAUGGAUCAGAUCAGAUGAUCAGAGGCUGUAUGAAAUUGAUUCUGACUUGUUUACAAUUUCUCCGUUUAUCUUCAA